This is a messenger RNA of Cyphellophora europaea CBS 101466, 3015 nucleotides long. RefSeq lists its product as uncharacterized. Lineage: Eukaryota; Fungi; Ascomycota; Eurotiomycetes; Chaetothyriales; Cyphellophoraceae. The transcript has a single exon. The record is from RefSeq and is a predicted model, not a curated record. Gene Ontology annotation, molecular function: protein binding; oxidoreductase activity. The coding region runs from base 1 to 3015 and encodes 1004 amino acids.
AUGGAAGAUGACGACGAUGCUACGAACUCAGACGGUCCAGAUUCGAUCCUGCGAAACCUUCAGACCAGCAGCGAAGCCCGGGACUCUCCGAAUAGUUCAUUGACUUCAGCUUCAAUGAUGUCCACACACAAUGAACAACGGCCGGGCAUCACCUCGAAACCCACAGUCAAUUCGGAGACUUCGAUCGACAACAGAAAUUUCCUCUACACUAGAGCGCCGGUCACCUGCAAGGCGAGGUCUUCGAUUCCUCCCCGCCUCCCAGCAAGCGAAUACGCACAUCAGUGCAUCGUAGCUGCCGAGAAUUCACGGCUUGAUCCCUUCAAACUUCAUGAAGACGAGCACAAACUUUUGCAGGACAGGCUGUGCCAGCUGCACGUUACUGUUUAUCUGAAUAUCCGAAAUGGGAUCCUUCGACUAUGGUCACGCAACCCCAGUGUCAGCGUUAGCCUCGAAGAAGCUAUUGGCUGCAUCAAGGACGAACGCUGGACUCGUCUGGCCUGUUUUGCCUAUGAAUGGCUUGUGCGAAGAGGAUACAUCAACUUCGGUUGCGUCGACGCUCCUCUUGCCAACAAGCAAUAUAAGGGUAAACGAAAGGAAACGCCACGCGAGACUAUCGUCGUGAUCGGCGGCGGUGUGGCCGGGUUGGGCACGGCGAGACAGCUCACCAAUCUUUUCCAGCACUUCCCAGACCAGACACCGCCGAAAGUAAUUGUGCUCGAGGGUCGUAGCCGCAUUGGUGGCCGCAUAUACUCACAUCCUCUAUCUAGCAUGCGAUCCUCAAUUCUGUCUCCCGAUCAGCGUGCGACCGCCGAAAUGGGAGCCCAUAUCAUUGUGGGCUUCGAUAAAGGUAAUCCUCUGGAUGCCAUUAUUCGUGGGCAACUGGCCCUCGACCACCACCUCCUGCGUGACCUCUCCACCUUAUACGAUGUCGAUGGGACCCCUGUGAACGGUGCGAGCGAUGCCAUGAUCGAAAGACUCUACAAUGAUGUGCUAGAUCGAACGAGCGAAUAUCGUGUUAAGCACACCGUCAAGAAGACUGCGGAAGGAGACAAAGAUCUCAUUGAGGCUUGGCGGGAUCCUCCAGCAAAUGAAGAGUCGGUCACUAUCAAGAAAUACGAAGAAGCAGCUGCCUCGGGCACCAUCGACCAGAUCAUGCCCGACAAGAAAUCCAGAAGACGUGGCGCAGGACACAAGGCUGCUAAAGGUGACAAGUCAAAAGAAGAAGUCGAUACCAACAUGGACACCAAGAUGCAAUUGCCUGCUGCUCGGGCCGCAGAAGAAUUCGGGUUCAUGCUAAAAAGCACCACCAAGCUGGAUGAAACGCUGCAGCUUGAGGAGUUGGCGGCGCAGCCAAACCAGUCACUCGGCAAGAUCAUGAACUCGGGUAUUGAGCAGUAUCGGGAAUUCCUUGACCUCAAGCCUUACGCAUUGCGGCUCAUCAAUUGGCACUUUGCAAAUCUCGAAUAUGCCAACGCAGCCAAUGUUGAUAAGCUCAGCCUUCGUGCUUGGGAUCAAGACAUCGGCAAUGAGUUCGAGGGCGAGCACGCUCAAGUGGUCGGCGGUUACCAACAACUGCCUCGUGCAUUGUGGCGGCACCCAGAACCUCUCGAUGUCCGCACUAAUAAGCCUGUCAAGAGUAUCAGUUACAGUGCUGUCGGCUCCCAGGGCAAGGCGACAAUAAUAUGCGAAGAUGGCGAGUCAUUUGAGGCAGACAAGGUUGUGUUUUCGGCACCACUCGGCAUUCUGAAAGAACAGUCGAUCAAAUUCGACCCACCACUUCCUUCAUGGAAGAGCGAUGCGAUCCGCAGAAUGGGCUUCGGCUUACUAAACAAGCUUGUUCUGGUCUUCGAGAAGCCAUUCUGGGAUACCGAACGAGACAUGUUUGGCCUCCUUCGCGCACCGAGGGAUAACGCCGGCGUGGAACAAGCCAACUACAAACAAUGUCGAGGGCAGUUCUACCUAUUCUGGAACUGCAUUGAGACGAGUGGCCUCCCGGUGCUCAUCGCCUUGAUGGCCGGCGAAUCUGCCUACGAAGCCGAGCGUACCCCUGAUGCCUUCCUUGUUGAAGAUUGCAUGCUACAACUGCGCAACGUCUUCGGUGCCCAGAAUGUCCCUUCGCCGGUUGAAACGAUUGUCACGCGCUGGGGGUCCGACCGCUUCGCUCGAGGCACCUAUUCAUACGUUGCCGCAGAGGCUCGCGCGAAUGACUACGAUCUGAUCGCCGCCCCGGUAUCUAACCUGUUCUUCGCAGGCGAGGCCACCAUUGCCACUCAUCCUGCCACUGUUCAUGGCGCUUACCUCUCCGGUCUACGUGCUGCCCACGAAGUCUACGAAUCUCUUGUUGGUCCCAUCGCCAUCCCACCUGUCCUCGUUCCACCAUCCUCCACAAAAUCCUCGUACUUUGCGCCUGCAGUCAAGCAACAGCCCGCAGCCACUGUAGACCUUACUCAAAUCGAAGCCCACACAGCGCAAGCUCCUAAGCGCAAGGGCGACGAAGUCCUGCCCGCCGGCACCUUUACGCGCCCGAUCAAAGAGAACAACAACGCCCUCCACGAAGCCUGGGACGCUGCUAUGUGGGUGCGAAUCUACAACGAUUUAGGUCCGCCACCUGUUCGUCCCACCAAGCUCAACAUCAACGCCUUCCUGCUUUACUCCGGCGAGCAGUGGGACGCCGUCAAGACGCGGCUCGCGGAGCAGAAAGCCGCGGCCGGCAAGCCCAAGAAGACAAAGCAGAGCGAGCGUGACCAGGUGCGCGUCGAGCUGGGCAAAAUGUGGGCGGCGCUCAGCGAAGACGAGAAGCAGCCCUACACCGAUAGGGUCGCAAAGAACCGGCAGGAGAAUGAUGACAAGUUUAAGGAAUGGAGCGCCAAGGCGGUGGAAUGGGACCGUAGGACGUGGGAGGUCAAAGCCGCCUGGAUCAAGGAAGGGAACAGCUUUGAGGAGUUUUGUGCUAAAAAGAGGGAGGAAGAGGACGCGAUGGACGAUGCGAGGGAUAAGAGAGUGCGCAUCGAAUGA